Molecule: messenger RNA, 3855 nt
Organism: Anguilla rostrata (American eel)
Lineage: Eukaryota; Metazoa; Chordata; Actinopteri; Anguilliformes; Anguillidae
Exons: 2
Coding region: 251-2539 (762 amino acids)
Source: RefSeq, a predicted model, not a curated record
GUAAAUGAUAAAGUAAAAUAAGAAAAGAAACGGGAAGUGUGUAGAAGGUAUGAGCAAGUGUGUAGAAGGUAUAAGCAGGGGAAAAUAAGGAAAGAAAUGGGAAGUGUGUAGAAGGUAUAAGCGGGGGAAAAUAAGAAAAGAAACGGCAAGUGUGUAGAAGGGAGAAAAUAAGUGAAGAAAAUAAAGGUUAAAUAUAUAAUAAAUCUUUAAAUAGGAAAAUAAAAUAAAAGUAUAAAGUAAACAUAAAAUAAUGGAAAAAGGAGAGAGAACGCCGGUUGAAAUAAUCACAGGAAAAUAUCCUAAUUGUAAAAAGGAGAUAGAACAUAUAUCAGGAAAAUGGAAAAAAAGAACUAAAAGAAUGGUGACAAAAUGGCCUAAAGAGGGUACGUUUGAUAGAGAAAUAUGUGAUCAGAUGGGAGGGGUAAUAGCAAAUUACAGAACAGGAGACAAGUCAGAAAAAAGAAAGCGAAAAAGAGAACAGGAAAAAAGAAUUUUAGGAUGGUUUAGGUCCGCUUCCCUAGAAAAAUAUGUAGGAAUGAGUGGGGAUCGCAGUGAAGAAAUAAUUCCUCCUCCGUAUGCCCCACAGUCAUCGGGACAUACGGAAAUAAAAGAGAAAAGCGUGUAUCCAAUAGGCCCGGUAACAUCUGCAGUAACAGUGUGUCCAGUAGUAAAAGUACAGGUUCAGAUACAAGGGUGGGUAGAACAUGAGGAAAGUGAGGAACAGCUCGGGAUAGAGAGAGCGCGGCUCGAGGAAGAAAGGGGAAAAAUAGAAAAAAGGGUAACAGAGCUAAAGAGAGAAUACAAGGAAGUGGAGGAAUUAGAAGAGCUGUUAAAAGAAAAAUAUAACCAGUAUGAUGAAUACCAUAGCCAGUUAAUAAAAAAGGCAAAAGAGAUAAGAGACACUGAGAAAAAACAGCAAACGUCUAAAAUAUGCCAGAAGCCUGAACAGGUGGGGUCAAAAAGGGACGAGGAAACACCUAAAAAAUGUGAAACUGCGGGGUGGGGAAAUUUUAGAUGGGAAAAGCUCCCGUAUAACACAUGGGAAGAGCUGAAGAAAAAAAUUACCAAGAGAACAGAUUCCCGAGAUAAACAUAAGACAAGUUUAACAAAAGGCACUACAAAUAAAAAGCAAAUCCCCCAAGCAGAGUAUGAAUUAGAAAACAAUGAAGGGGAGGAGGAGUCCUCCCCAGCAGAAAACAGUGAGGCAAGCCAGGCAAGUAAUAGCGAGGCAGAAGAGUCAGACGGGGGAGAAGGGCCUGCACAAGGGGGGGGGGGGAAUUUAGCUGGGCGAUAUCAAAACAUAAGAGAAAGACCGCCAACCCGGCGUAACCCAGCAGCAGAAGGAUAUAGCCAUAAUGCUAGUAAACCCAAUACUAUAGCACCAUUGUUGAUUAAGGAAGGGGGUGUACCCCGAUACAUUCCCUGGUCCACCCAAGAUAUGCAUAAUGUAAUAACCAAUCUCCCUGAUUUGCAGAAUGGAGCAAGCCACUGGAUCAGGGUGCUGGAGGAGGAGACGACAGGCCGGAUCCUGGCUGUGGGGGACCUGAAGGCUCUCCUGGGAAAGGUUGUGGGGAUGGAAACAAUGCUGGACAUAUUUGAGCAGGCUGGCUUUGACAGAAACCAUGCGCAGUCUCCAGCAGUGGACGGUGGGCCGUUUGAUAACGUGCGUGGGGUUGUUUGGACUGCUCUGCGAGCCUUGUAUCCCGCACGACUGGACAUGGCGGCCUUAACGGGACCGCCGUUAAAAGACAAUGAACCACCGGCGACAUACAUCCACAUGCAGUUGCGCAGGUGGAGAUUGUUAACUAAAAGGGACGUACGGGCAGAUCCCAUAAUGACCACCCUCUUCCGCAAAGCCAUCCAGGAGGGGAUGUCACCGGAAGUGGGGCACCGCCUCGAUGAGGUGGUGGGACUGAACACCAUGACACACAGACAGUUUGUGGAUCACGUGGUGCACGCUGUGGACAGGCAGCGGAAAGAAAGGAAAAAGCUGGAAGAUCAAACAAAAGACAUUCAAAGGAAGCUACUGCAGUUGCAGCUGGAGGAGCUGAGAGCCAAAGAAAAAAAGGCGAGAGAAAUAACGGAGCUGAGAGCCAAAGAAAAAGAGGCGGAAAAAGUGGCAUCUGUGAAAAUACAGUAUAUGGACAAUGAAUUCUUUAACUUCAAAGCCACCCCCCCGCCUGAACCAUGGAGCAGCCGGAUGGUGCCCCGGCCGACGGUGGUCUACGACUUCUCCGGCAUCCCUCACCCAGUGGCCAUGCAAGAUACAAAAGAACAGUGCAUAAGGGGGGCAAAGGGGGGACACAAGGUGUCCAGGAAGAAGCUGCAGCUCUGCUCUCAGAAAACGGGGAGAGCGGAGGGACUGCGGGCGCUGACACCAGCCCAGGGAGCAACAACACCAACAGUGCCCCUACGGGUCCAGUACGAGAAUCGCAGGCCGGCUUUCCAGUGGAGUAACGCGCAGACCGCGUACUCUGGAUUGGAAGAUAUACCAGGAGCCCACCAACUACGAGGACUGCGGCAACACAUCGUGCUAUGAACCAACUUGUUAAGAAACUGUGUAUAACUUUGUGGGGUCAUUUAGAAUAAUAUAUACAGCUUUGAUAUGUAUAAUCAAAUUUUGCGACUAGAGAGAGUGUUGGAGGAACCAUGGGAACAACGUUACAUUGAGGAAUCUGAUACAUUUGGAUGCUGCUAUGGCAGCAGGGGAUGCACAGGCACCCAACAUAAUAUACAUGGGGUGGUGCACACCCGACACUGACUGACGCUGAGAAUAAGAAUACAGCGAGGGGUGUUUUUCGGGGCCAUGAGGUUUGACCCCGAAAGGGGGGAACGUAGGAGAAUUUUGAGACUCCCCAUGAGUGUGAUGACGUCACAUGUUAAAGUUUUUUUGUUAAAGGGUAUUCCUGUCAAUGUUGAUCAGACUGUUUCCUCCAAACUCUCAAUGCUUCAUGAUAAAAAUUAUAUACACUCAUAUAUCACAUGUAUAACUAUAUACUAAUAUAAUCAAUAUGUAAUCCAAUAACUCUAUAUCAGUAGUUGCAGCAAAGCUUAUGGUAACGCAAGAAACCACAGUAUCCACUGUAGAAAAAAGGCAAACGCAGAAGGCUUAAGAAAAAUCAUACUUACUCAUUAAGCAGAAAACACUAAUCGAAUAAUAAUUCCAGCAGAUAACACUAACCAAAAGCUAAUCAUAUAUACUAAAAAUAUAAUCCAAAAAACUAACAAAACGUUAUUACCCAAUAGAAAUAUGCUAGAAAACUUAGAAAACUAAUACUUUACAGUGACCCCUGUGUAACCUGAAUAAAAAGAAAAAGUACAGGAGGCUAUAACUCUGUGAACUUGUAUGUGUAAUGGAAAAAUACAGAAAGCAAUGACGUGUAUGCAUAGUGAAAAAGUACAGAGUAAGGGAAAAUUGGAAAAAUACAGACAGCAAUGACGUGGUGUCUGCGUAGUGGGAAAGUACAAAGUAAGGGAAGAUUGGGGUACCUGUCCACUGAUGAAGAUUAAUUAAGAACAUCAAUAGAUUAAUUAAGAACAUCAAUAGAACCAAAAAUCAGUUUUGGGGCACCUGUCCACUAUGAUAAGAUUAAUUAUUGAUACAUUAAGAACAUCAUAAGGACCGAAAAUCAUUUUUGUGCCAAAAAAGUCAAGUUGACCCACGAACAGGAAAGUGAAACUCCUUACUGUGCCAGAAAAGACCAGAUGGCUGAUAUUUUUAGAAAUAUGUUAAAGGGGGGUUGUGGGCACAAUUUGUGUAUAAAAUGUAUGCAAAACUGACAAUUGAGGUUCAAUUCCCCUGAAUUGAUCCGGCUUUGUGCACCUGUGCAAUAAAGUCUAAACUUUCUGAAGAGC